ACAGUCAGAUUUACCCUGCCAUCACAAAAUGCAUCUCAUUACACUAAUCCUUGGGACUGUGCUUCUCCAUCAAGCAUACAGCCUGGAAUGUCAUUGUUCACAAGGUAGCGGCUGCACAAAUUCAAAAAUAGAAUGCCCCUCCGGACAGAGCUGCAGUUCAGAAAGACACGUCUCCUAUUCAGAUGGCUCAAAGAUGUCCGAUGUCAACUUUAAAGGUUGUGCUUUGCCUGAACGGUGUGUUAAUCGCUCAAUGAACCUCGGGGUCGUCGAAACCUUAUUUUCCAGCUUGUGUUGCACCACCAAACUCUGCAACUCCGCAAAUGCCCCUGAACCUGUCCGAUCUCAACCAAAUGGUAAAUCGUGCUUAUCGUGUGUAGGACAAACGUGCACCUCGCCCCUAGCCUGCACAGGGAAUCAGGAAUUCUGUUACUCAGCGUCAGUGACUGUGGAUGGUCAACCUAUUCCGGUGAGGGGGUGUGUCCCUAAGGAGAUGUGCCAAGGGCAUAGCAGCUGCUGUGAGGGGGACCUUUGCAACAGCGCCAGCAGCACCAGCGCUGGCCUUCUGCUCCUCAUGGCACCGCUGCUGUCUCUGGGCCUGCUCUCAUAACACUUUGAGAUGACUCUUUAUCUUAUUAUCUUUGCAUGGCCUCAUAGUGCUCACCCCCCUGCCCUUAUCCUUUCAACCGAUGAGUGAGAAAGUUCAAUGCAAAGCAUACAUAUCGAAUUUAGUAACAAUGUGAUUUCCUAUUUAUCCCUUGCCUCAUAUAGUAUUAAACUGGCCUAUUUGCUUUUUGUAUCCCUAUUGACUACGGUGACACUUUUGUCGUGAACAGACAGCAACAGCUUUUUCCUUUGGUAAAACACGAGGAAUGUAAAAUAAACAUGUAAAUUAUAAAAUAAUUUAACCUAUUUAAUUGUCAAGUAUAUGUUGAUGUUACUGCGUAAUAGAAGUCUCA
Molecule: messenger RNA, 956 nt
Organism: Trematomus bernacchii (emerald rockcod)
Lineage: Eukaryota; Metazoa; Chordata; Actinopteri; Perciformes; Nototheniidae
Product: ly6/PLAUR domain-containing protein 3-like
Exons: 5
Coding region: 29-607 (192 amino acids)
Source: RefSeq, a predicted model, not a curated record